Molecule: messenger RNA, 1782 nt
Organism: Harmonia axyridis
Lineage: Eukaryota; Metazoa; Arthropoda; Insecta; Coleoptera; Coccinellidae
Product: galactosylgalactosylxylosylprotein 3-beta-glucuronosyltransferase P
Exons: 6
Coding region: 285-1259 (324 amino acids)
Biological process (GO): chondroitin sulfate proteoglycan biosynthetic process; carbohydrate metabolic process
Cellular component (GO): Golgi membrane
Molecular function (GO): galactosylgalactosylxylosylprotein 3-beta-glucuronosyltransferase activity
Source: RefSeq, a predicted model, not a curated record
UCUAAUGCAAACAAAAUUAGGAUUCAACUGUUCGAACAAUGCAUUUUACCAUUAUUUGUGACUUCAACCAUAGUUAUCUCUUCUGUCCUAUCUGAUUUUCGACUAUCAUAAAUACAAGUAUAACUCGAGUGAACAAGUCAAUGUAUUGACAUAUUGUACACAAAUUGUUCAUAUUAUAUUAAAUUUACAUCGUCAAGUUCUAUUGUUUAUUACCAGUUUUUUUAUGGAAAUUUCAUGCAAAUGAAGAGGAAUUCAAGUAUGAAAAGAUAGUUUGUAGACGGAGAAUGAGGUUACCUCUCACAAUGUACCUCAUAAUAUUUGUAAGUGCAUCAGUAGUUUUUUACCAAUAUCAUCUUUCAAAAGCAUGGGUGAUCUCGCAUAAUAAUUCACAGCAGUUCAGGGAUCUAAGUGCUAAUCCCACAGAAAAAGGGAAUAACUAUACAUAUUACGCUUCCAAAAAUGUAGGACAAGCUAUUUCGUGCAACGAUUUUCAAAUAAGCAAUCAUCAGAUACCUCCUUUAUAUAUAAUCACUCCAACGUAUAGGAGACCAGAACAACUUGCAGAAUUGACACGAUUAGCUCAUACUCUAAUGCUCACACCAAACGUACACUGGUUAGUAAUAGAAGACGCAGAACAAAAAACAGACUUAGUUACAGACCUCCUUGAGAGAACUGGCCUUAGCUAUAACCAUCUACUUGCACCAAUGCCAGAAAUAUACAAAAAGAAGAAGAGAGGUCCAAAGCCCAGAGGUGUUUCUAACAGAAACAGGGGAUUGGCUUGGAUUCGAGAAAAUGCUAAAGAUGGUGUUUUUUACUUUGCAGACGAUGACAAUACAUAUGACCUCCAAUUAUUCAAAGAGAUUAGAUAUACGAAACAAGUUUCUAUGUUUCCAGUGGGUCUAAUUACAAAAUUGGGAGUUAGUUCGCCAAUUGUAAGAAACGGCAAAUUUACGGGUUUUUAUGAUGGUUGGAUGGCAGGAAGAAAGUUCCCUGUAGAUAUGGCAGGAUUUGCCGUUUCUGUGCAGUUUUUAUUAGAACGUCCCAAAGCCGAAAUGCCUUUCAAACCUGGUUAUGAAGAAGAUGGUUUCUUGAAAAGUUUAAACCCGUUUGAACCUUAUGAAAUAGAACUAAUGGCAGACAAUUGUACGAAGGUGUGGGUAUGGCACACGCAAGCUAAGAGAAAUGAACCAUCACAGCCAUUAGAUUUUGCCAAAUACAACAACACAAACCUAGUUUUGCUCAAACAUAUCCUUGUAUAGCAUAUCUUGAUCACUCGUAAUGGACAUUGAAAGGUGAAGCAAAUCUACAUGUGGAAGAACUUCUGUUUAUUUUGCAACAUGAAAUUCUUCAGUGAACAAAACAAAGAACAAGAUCGACCUACAACAAAAAGGCUUCACCUAGUCGCAUUUUUUCGAGAAUGUUUAAUUCCUAAUUUCCAUCUAUUGACUUCUCUAGUGAUAAGAGAAUAAGAGAUUAGUAUUGUAGUAACAUUCGGCGUUGAUCGCCAACUCGAUUAAUAAAAAUAACCCUAUUGUACAAAAAAUAUUUUGGGAUAUUGUAGCUUCUCAAUUUCUGUUUGAAUUUAAAAGUAAAUAGCUUUUAACUUGAUAAUUGUGAUACUUUUUUAUACAAAAAAAUUGUUUUCGCUUGAAAGUUUGUUUUAUGACAAACCUUUGGAGGACAGGGGCUGUGGAAGAUUUUUUUACAUUACACCUUAGAAUAAAGUAACGAAACACAAUCAUAAAGUAGGGUCUUUACGAAAAUUAAAAAACAAUAGUAAAA